AUCUGCUUUUAUUCCAGGAAGACUCAUUAUUCCUGAGUACUAGGAACAGCAAAAUGCCACUGCACCAUGCCAGUGAAGGCAAGUGAUUGACUUAUUGACCAACUCUAUAUGUCUCUACAGUACCACUUCCCCAAUCCCAGGAGAAAGGUUCCAAAGAGGCAAAAGUCGAAUGGAAGAUUCUACUGGACCAGUUUUUCCAACUGAAGAUCAAACCCCAGGUGCCAGGUGACCUGUAGCAAGGAGUGGAUGAGGAGGAAAAAACAUGUGGCCCUUCCUGGUGAGAUUUGAAUGUAUCCUGUUCCUCGCUUCAGCCUUUUCAGUGAUAACUCAUCUCAGCCAAGGCCUGUCACACAGGAUUAAUCAAAGUCACCUGAUCCCCUCCUACCUGAAAAACCGCAAGUCAGGUCUAAAAGUUGAGGGCUCAAACUUCACACUAGGAGGCUUUCCGUUCCUGAUCAUAGCAGGCACUAUUCACUAUUUCCGGGUGCCCAAGGAGUAUUGGAGAGACCGUUUGCUGAAGAUGAAGGCAGGUGGCUUCAACACCCUCAUCACGCAUGUUCCCUGGAACCUUCAUGAGCCCAAAAUAGGCGAAUUUCAUUUCACUGGAAACCUGGACGUGAUGGCUUUUAUAACCACAGCUUCAGAGGUGGGACUCUGGGUCAUUCUGUGUCCAGGACCCUACAUUGGUAGUGACUUAGAUCUUGGAGGCUUGCCCAGCUGGUUACUCAAGGAUCCAAAAAUGAAGCUGCGGACAACUUACAAGGGCUUCAUUAAAGCAGUGAAUUUAUAUUUUGAUCAUCUGAUUUCCAGGCUGUUGCCAUUGCAGUAUAACCGGGGAGGCCCCAUCAUUGCUAUGCAAGUUGAGAAUGAAUAUGGUUCAUAUUAUCUGGAUAAAAAGUACAUGCCAUAUGUCAAAAAGGCCCUGGAGAAAAGAAAGGUCGAGGUGCUUCUCAUGACUGCUGAUAGUGGACGAGUGCUGGGAAAAGGCCGCAUAAAAAAUGUGCUGGUCACUCUCCACAUGAAGAAUAUACAUAAAGGAACUUACAAAGAACUUUCUUCAGUUCAGGGUCAUAGUCCUAUAAUGAUGAUGGUAUACACAGUGAACUCUUUUGACUCAUGGGGUGUUGCCCGCCACGUUCCAGAUGGACAUAUGCUACUUAAGGAUGUACGUGAAAUGCUCAAGCUUAGGUUCUCCCUCAGCUUCUACAUGUUCCAUGGUGGCACCAACUUUGGUUUCAUGGGUGGAGCUCAACAUUUGAAUGGUUAUUACCCUGUUGUCACCAGCUAUGGAAGUUAUGCCGUGACUGGGCCCUUUAUUCUUGAUGGCUUUGGGAUAGCAGGGUAUCUAGUGUCUUUGAUUUGGGUUGGGAGGGGGUCCUGGAAUGAUCCAACUUUGUGUUUUCUCAUUGCAGCAGCUCCUAUGCCCCUCCCACUAAAUUACAUACCAAAGAAUGCCUAUAAGUCAGUGACACUAUUAUACUUCAUGACACUGUGGAACMUGCUUCCCUACCUGGACUUGCCAACCAAGUCUGUCAAGCCACUCACCAUGGAACAGCUAUCUGUGAAUGAAGGAAGUGGUCAAUCCUAUGGUUACACGCUUUAUGAGACUGCCAUUUCCAGGGAUGGCAUCCUCACCUCAAAGGGCCAUGUUCAAGAUCGGGGUCAGGUGUUUUUGGAUGACAAGCACGUGGGAAUCCUGGAUCAUUCCAAAGAUGAGCUUACUAUUCAGAUACAUGACCACCAGGAAUACCACACUCUAAGGAUCUUGGUGGAGAAUCAAGGCCGACUCUCCUCUGGGAAGAGCAUGAACCAGGAGAGAAAAGGUUUAACUGGGGAUAUUUAUCUGAACAAUUCUCCAUUAAGAAAAUUUACAAUAUACAGCCUGGAAAUGAAAAGUGUAUUCAUAAAAAGGAAACUCCCCAAAAUCUGGAAGCCAAUCACAGAGAAAGUUAAGGGCCCUGCCUUCUUCCUUGGUUACCUGAAAAUCAGUGGUGAUCCCAAAGACACCUUUAUACAACUGGAGGGCUGGAAUAAAGGAGUAGUAUUCAUCAAUGGACAAAACCUAGGACGCUACUGGAGUAUAGGACCCCAGGAAACUCUCUACCUUCCAGGACCCUGGCUCCAUACUGGAACAAAUGAGAUUAUCUUGUUUGAGGAAUUGGAAAGUGGCAUAGAGGUUGGGUUUAAAAUGGAAUCUCAUUUAGGGUAUUGAGUCAUAAGUGGUGUGUAGUAAAUGGACUGAGCUGUCAUGUGAGCAGUGGGGCUGUGAGUAACCCAUCAAUCCUGGCACUUUGGUCACCACACCCACCCUGGCUUCUUGAUUCAGCUCCAGCUGCCUGGAGUCCACCAUCCACUUCCUGAUCUUCCAGCAUACCACACUUCUGGCUUAAGUUAUCCCACCUGUUUCUCAUGUUUACUACAAAAUAAGUCUACCCAGUGCCACCUUAAAAGCUAU
Urocitellus parryii (Arctic ground squirrel) is the source of this 2455-nucleotide messenger RNA. The record is from RefSeq and is a predicted model, not a curated record. Lineage: Eukaryota; Metazoa; Chordata; Mammalia; Rodentia; Sciuridae.